AUGGGACUGCGGGACCGGUUUUGGCCUCUGAUUGAUCUGCACUUUGGAAGGCGCUGUACGGAGCAGGAGCCGCGGGUGAAUGGAGCCGGCACACUGUACGCCCUUGCCCUACGUGCGCUCGUUAGUGGAUUCUCGGAUGACCCACGAAACGACCGGUAUCGGAGGGAGAUCGAGCAACUGCCUAUCGCCAUUCGGGUGGACGUUCUGUGCGACAUGUGCGACCAUCCUUCGCUGGGAGACGCACUUCUGGAACUCCUCGCCGAUCCUGUGGAAUUUAGUAACCUUGUCCACCAUGUGCCACAAAAGUCCGCCAAGCUGGUGUGCUGUUUGCAGUGGCUGGAAAGUGCGCAGAGGUCACUCCCCGCUCGGCUCGAGGAACGCUACAGGGCCAUCGUCGAAGGAGGUAGCUGGACGGACUACCGGUGUGGCUUACGCAUCGGAACGUUUCUGGCCGACGCCGGAUGGCACUUGGAAGCUGCUUCGAUCUUCCAGCUAAGCCUGAAGCAAACCGACGCCCGGUCUGUCGAGGAACUCACCGUGAUGGUACAACUGCUGCGUGCGCUCACAAGUUCCGGGAAGCUCGUCGACGGUAGUCAUGUCUAUCAGCGAAUCAAAGUGCGACUGAAGGACAUCUAUCCGCAGAAUCUAACCACCCGGGGUACCCCGGAAGCCGACCUAUGUGCCAGUGUGUACCAGAACUUUUCCCUGUACCACUAUGAAGGUCAGGAGUUCGGCCUUAGCUACCUCUACGCGGUGCAAUCGCUGAACCUACUCGACCGGUCAUCGAAUACCCGGCUAGCUUUGGGCGUUUUCCGCCAGCUUGCUCGAGCCUCCAUGGGCCAGCGGUACUUCAGCAAGGCAAAAGUACUACUCCAACAGGCUAUCUCCCGAGCCGGGUACUACUACGGCCUAAGCAGCACUCCAUACGCCGAAGCACUCGAGGACUACGCGUUCUACCUGCUCGGUCAGAACAAUGCCGCCUGCGGGGAUGUGUUCGUGGUCGCGCAGCACAUCUACCUGGACCUGUUUGGCUCGCGGAACUUGCUCCUCUCGCUUGCCCAGGGUAAUCUAACGUUCGGACUGUGUCGGCAAGCGAUCGGAGCAGGACACGGAGAUCCAGCUCUGGCGUACGUCACCGAGCGGUUGAACACCUUCCGACGGAUGCUGGGUCCGGACCAUCGGCUUGUGGUGCAGCUGCAAAGGUUGUUGGUAACCAUCAGAGUAAUGUCUUUUCAGGAGGGCCAAUCGACGUGGCCUGACGAAUCGACAAUUGUAGACGUAGGGAAGUUACGGCAAACCGUCGACAAUCCGCUUCCGAUCGAAGACGUACGGCUCGCGUUUUACCGUUGUCGAGAAAAGGUGUGA
Messenger RNA from Anopheles coustani, 1365 nucleotides. Its product is annotated as amyloid protein-binding protein 2-like. The record is from RefSeq and is a predicted model, not a curated record. Gene Ontology annotation, biological process: intracellular protein transport. The transcript has a single exon. Lineage: Eukaryota; Metazoa; Arthropoda; Insecta; Diptera; Culicidae. The coding region runs from base 1 to 1365 and encodes 454 amino acids.